Messenger RNA from Suncus etruscus (white-toothed pygmy shrew), 1115 nucleotides. It is a transcript of the gene RAB6B, whose product is annotated as RAB6B, member RAS oncogene family. Lineage: Eukaryota; Metazoa; Chordata; Mammalia; Eulipotyphla; Soricidae. Bases 157 to 783 code for a protein of 208 amino acids. The transcript has 8 exons. The record is from RefSeq and is a predicted model, not a curated record. Gene Ontology annotation, molecular function: GTP binding; GTPase activity.
CCCGGGACGCGCCGCAGCCCGCCCGCAUCCUCGGCCCCCGCCGCGCACCGCUCCGCUCCGCAGCGCAGCGCACCGCAGCGCACCGCAGCGCAGCGCACCGCGUUGCCGGCCGCCGCCCGCGCCUCGCCCGCCGCUCCCGGCCCCGCUGCCAGCGCCAUGUCCGCAGGGGGAGACUUCGGGAACCCGCUGCGAAAAUUCAAGCUGGUGUUCCUGGGCGAGCAGAGCGUUGGGAAGACAUCUCUGAUCACACGGUUCAUGUACGACAGCUUCGACAACACGUACCAGGCUACCAUCGGAAUCGACUUCUUGUCCAAAACCAUGUACUUGGAGGACCGCACAGUGCGGCUGCAGCUCUGGGACACGGCAGGCCAGGAGAGGUUCCGCAGCCUCAUCCCCAGCUACAUCCGAGACUCCACAGUGGCUGUGGUGGUUUAUGACAUCACCAACCUCAACUCCUUCCAGCAGACCUCCAAGUGGAUUGAUGACGUGCGGACAGAGCGGGGCAGUGACGUCAUCAUCAUGCUAGUGGGCAACAAAACAGACCUUGCCGACAAGAGGCAGAUAACCAUUGAAGAGGGGGAGCAGCGCGCCAAAGAACUGAGUGUCAUGUUCAUCGAGACCAGUGCGAAGACCGGCUACAAUGUGAAACAGCUCUUCCGACGCGUGGCCUCUGCUCUGCCCGGAAUGGAGAAUGUCCAGGAGAAAAGCAAAGAAGGGAUGAUUGACAUCAAGCUGGACAAGCCCCAAGAGCCCCCGGCCAGUGAGGGUGGCUGCUCUUGCUAAUGCAGCCGGACCUUGGCUUCCUCUGACACUUCUGCUUGUUGUGUUGCUUCCUAUUGGUUAGCUUCCUAGAGGGGGUGGGACAAGCUCAGCAAGAUGGGAGGACUUUUCUUUUCUCUCUGUCUCUAGAGGUAGGGUAGGGUGGGGAGGGAGGCUGGGCAUCAGGGAUCACGUCACUCUAACAGCUGUUACUUAAACAACUAUUUUUUGGUUUGGUUGUAAUAUAUUGUACUUUAUUAAGAUUGCCAAAAACUGUUAAAAUUUAAAAAAAUUUAAAUCAUGUGUAUACAACUUUUUGCCAGAUAAAAAAAAAAUGUAGUCCUUUUUAUUUGAAA